This is a messenger RNA of Scylla paramamosain (green mud crab), 6761 nucleotides long. Its product is annotated as transient receptor potential-gamma protein-like. Gene Ontology annotation, molecular function: protein binding; store-operated calcium channel activity; inositol 1,4,5 trisphosphate binding. The record is from RefSeq and is a predicted model, not a curated record. Gene Ontology annotation, biological process: calcium ion transmembrane transport; regulation of cytosolic calcium ion concentration. Lineage: Eukaryota; Metazoa; Arthropoda; Malacostraca; Decapoda; Portunidae. Gene Ontology annotation, cellular component: plasma membrane; cation channel complex.
ACCACAUCUUUCUUCUUCCACAGGGUGAUGGUGGGCCGUCUGUCCAGCGCUCCCACGUGGGCGCCCUGCUCUCAAUAAGACAGUGGCGACCACACCCACGUCCUCCCACAACACGCCUCCCACGCUACUUCCACUCCGCCCACUCCGCCCACUCCGCCCACAGCAAGCCAUGGACGAGGGGGACGAGGAGACAGGCAUAGACCCGCGCCCUGACAGCAUGGGGGGUGAGGUGACCGCGGGGGAUGCAGAGGCGGGGCGGGGCGGGGGAGGAGCAGGGGGUGGACAACUUCUCCUGGCCAAUCCCCAGCCUCCCGCCAUCCGCUCCUCACUGCUCGGCCCCGCCACGGACGCCAAGGAUGCCGCCAAGAACAAAAACAUCAAGAGUCACUGUAUCCACGGCAUGGGUGAAGAUGACGGCCACAACCGCCCCUACCAGGAGAUGGGUCAGCUAUCCAUCGAGGAGAAAAAAUACCUGCUGUCUGUGGAGAGGGGAGACGUGGCAGGGGUGCGCAGGAUUCUCAUCAGGGCCGCCGAGACAGGGUUUAUCAACAUCAACUGUGUGGAUCCCCUCGGCCGCUCAGCUCUCCUCAUGGCCAUUGACAACGAGAACUUGGAGAUGGUGGAGCUUCUUAUUAAGUUCAAGGUAGAGACAAAAGAUGCGCUGCUCCACGCCAUCAGUGAGGAGUACGUGGAGGCGGUGGAGGUGCUGCUGGAACACGAGGAGAUGGUGCACGAACCGGGAACUCUGCACAGCUGGGAGGACAUACCACCGGAGACUGCCACUUUCACCCCGGACAUCACCCCACUCAUCCUUGCUGCUCACCGGGAUAACUAUGAAAUAAUUAAGAUUCUACUCGACCGAGGUGCGACCCUACCUGGCCCGCACGAUCUCAGGUGCGGCUGUGAUGAGUGCGUCACGUCUCGGCUGGAGGACUCGCUGCGCCACUCCAGGUCACGCAUCAACGCCUACCGCGCCCUGGCCUCGCCCUCCCUCAUCGCCCUCUCCUCCAAGGACCCCAUCCUCACUGCCUUCGAGCUGUCCUGGGAGCUGCGCCGUCUCUCCUUCAUGGAACACGAGUUUAGGAGCGAGUAUCAGGAGUUACGGAAGCAGUGCCAGGACUUCGCCACAGCCCUGCUAGACCACACCAGGUCCUCGUACGAGUUGGAGGUCCUUCUUAACCACGAUCCCUCAGGCCCCCCACACGAGCACGGGGAAAGGAUGCACCUGAACAGACUUAAAAUGGCAAUUAAACUCAAGCAAAAGAAGUUCGUGGCCCAUCCCAACGUGCAGCAGCUCCUGGCCUCCAUCUGGUACGAAGGCCUCCCAGGGUUCAGAAGAAAGAACAUGGCAUUGCAAGCGCUGGAGAUCGUCAAAAUUGGCUUGCUGUUUCCUUUCUUCUCCAUCAUCUACAUCCUAGCGCCCCACACCUCGCUGGGGCAGACCAUGAGAAAGCCCUUCAUUAAGUUUAUCUGCCACUCUGCCUCCUACCUCACCUUCCUGUGCUUGCUAAUCUUGGCGUCCCAGCGGAUUGAGACCGUUAUAGUGGAUUGGUUCGGCGCCACGCCCACGCUCAAGAAAUGGGUGGCGACGGACGUGACCACCAGAAGAGGCGCUCCACCCAGCCUAGUGGAGUGGCUCAUACUGGCUUGGGUGUUCGGGUUGAUAUGGUCAGAGAUCAAACAAUUAUGGGAUGUUGGUUUGCGGGAGUACGUAGCAGAUAUGUGGAAUGUUAUAGAUUUCAUCACGAACGCCCUCUACGUGGCCACGAUAGCGCUACGCAUUGUGGCUUACUACCAGGUGCUUCCCCCCAGCAAGGUACAGAGAGAGAUCCGGCAGAACCUUGGCACGCAGGACCUUCCCCGUCAGAAGUGGGACACGUGGGAUCCUAUGCUAAUCGCCGAAGGACUUUUCGCCGCUGCUAACAUCUUCAGUUCCCUGAAGCUGGUGUACAUCUUUAGCGUGAACCCUUAUCUCGGGCCCCUGCAGGUAUCUCUCUCUAGAAUGGUAGUUGAUAUUCUCAAGUUCAUCUUCCUGUACCUGCUAACUCUCUUCGCCUUCUCCUGCGGCAUGAAUCAGCUGUUAUGGUUUUAUGCUGACCUGGAGAAGCAGACGUGUAUUGAGGAGAAAGAGAAACUGCUGAUGAACAUGACAAGGUGUAGUGACGAGAAGGGUGUUAUGAUCGACCCGGAUGACGUGAUGAACAUGAGCCCAGACGUGGAUUCCUGUAUUGUUUGGAGGAGGUUUUCGAAUCUGUUCGAAACGACACAGACCCUCUUCUGGGCGGCAUUCGGGCUGAUCGACCUCACCAACUUCGAACUGACGGGGAUCAAGCCUUUCACUCGCUUCUGGGGGAUGUUAAUGUUCGGCACCUACUCUGUCAUCAACGUCAUUGUACUCCUUAACCUUUUGAUUGCAAUGAUGAAUCACUCUUACCAACUGGUUUCCGUAAGUUCUGGACGAAGUGGCUUCAAGGAAAGAGCGGACGUCGAGUGGAAAUUCGCGAGAAGUAAGCUGUGGAUCAGUUUCUUCGAGGAGGGGGGAACCUGCCCGCCUCCGUUCAACAUCAUCCCGACCCCGAAGAGUGUUUACUACCUCUUCCACUGGUUCUACAAAAAGUUCUGUGGCCAAACCAAGGCUGCCAAGAAGGAGCACAUGAGGACCAUACGGAGGAAGGAAAGGCAAGCGAGCGAAAGGGAUGUGAGAUAUCAGAGCAUUAUGCGUAACCUGGUGCGGCGCUACGUGACAGUGGAGCAGCGCAAGGCGGAGAACCAGGGCGUGACGGAAGAUGACGUCAACGAAAUUAAACAAGACAUUUCCGCCUUCCGCUGCGAACUGGUGGAGAUCCUCAAGAACUCUGGCAUGAACACCUCCACAGCCACAGCCACAGGUCAAGGUACAGGAGGAAAGAAGAACCGGCAGAAGGAGCGGCGGCUGAUGAAAGGCUUCAAUCUGGGCGUGGGUUCCCUGGCCUCACACUUCAGCAUCGCCACCUCCACAGUCUUGCCGGCAACAGCUGAGGUGGUGGAGGUGGCGGUGAAGCGGUCGCCGCAGAACAAGCUGGCUCGGCUGGCCCGGCUGGCGGAGGCGCGGCUGGGACGGCCGACCAACAAGAAGCGCUGGGGCACCCUGGUGGAGGCGGCCAAGAACGCUCGCGUCAAGAAGCUCCUCUCCCGCUCCCGCUCCGACGAGUCCCUCUCCUCCGACCCGGCCGCGGGGGACUCCGAGGGCGGCGAGGUGCCGCCGCCCCAGGGCAUCCUGCGCUCCGGGGGCGACAGCGGGCAGGAGAGGCCGGGCGCCGCGGCGGGCGGCACCAUGCACCUGGACGCAGCGGCGCUGGUGACGCAACAGCAACAGCAACAGCAGCACCAGCAGCAGCAACAGCAGCACCAGCAGCAGCCUGCAGCAGCGGGACAGCCCGAGCACCCCAAGGCAACACCCAAGAACUCCGUGAGCUUUGAGGGCCCCGGGCUGGGCAGCUUCUCCACCCCCUCACACUCCUCCACGGAGACAGAGCCGCCCCCUCCUUACCCUUCGUGGACGCCCACUCCUCCCACCACCACUGCCGCGCCCCCUGCCGGUGCGCCUCCCUUCGUGCCCGCCUCCCCCUCCUCGGGUAGUGGGUCCCUGCUACCCAUGCCCGUCAGUGAGUCCUCGGAGCCCCUCGUGAGUGGUCGCCCCGCCAACGGGUCCGUGCAGCAAGCGCCUCAUCUGCCCGGCGUCCAGCCCGUCAACAGACACAUGGCGGCCGGCUGGCUGUGAUGCCCUGGUGCAGUCAGACCUUCCACCCCACAUCCCGGAGCGACCGCCCCUCACCGCCCAUCUGUAAAUACUUCACCACCACCACAAGCCACCACAGGAACCCUUCACUUGAGACUUUAUUGGAACCUUUUUCGACCUCCCGCGUGGAGACAUGUGAUAAGGACAGCUGUCAUCCCUCAUGUGUGCAUUUGUAUGUAAACCAAAGGGAAAAAAGUGCCAGAAAAAUUAGUGUUUUUAUAAGUAUAUUUAAUGUAUUUAACGAAGGUGGGUUAACGUUCUUAUACCUGAUAUAUAAGUUGUAUUCGUUAAUCCCAGAAUCGUUGUAACUUUGUAUAACUUACAGAAAAGCGUGUGUGUGUGCGUGCGUGCGUGUGUGACCACUUGCGAGAUAUUCACCAGCCCAUGCAAGUGGCGGUGGGCGUCGGAGCACCACUCCGCACCACUCCGCGCAGCGCCACGCUGCACCACGCCACCAUCUCGCACUAUGUCAAUACAUGUGUAACACGGGUUUAUAUGUAAAUGUGUAAAGACACGCAUACAGGCAGAUGGCAGCACUCACACGGCCCACACCCACACACUCGCUGGUUUACUUUCGCUUUUCAAGGACCGUAUUCUGAAACACUACGCCGCACCUCCACUACAUUGAUAAGGUUCUAGUUGAGGUUACACGGGUUUUUAAGGGUGUUUUCAUGUUCUAGUGGCAGAUUAACAAGAUUUUUGCAUUAUGAACAGGAGAAAUAGUCUUGAGAACCCGGUUAAUCAUCCCUGCGACCUUUGAAAAUAGUCGUGGUGAGAGAGCAAAGCGUUUCAGAAUACGGUCCUUUAUUGCACUGUGUUGAUUCCUCCUCUGCCCGUGUUUCACCAGACAGCAGGUCGCGGCACGCACAUUACCCACAUUGUUCUUUGUUCUCUUUGUUCCCACACAGAGGGCUCGUGUAGUGCUAAGUGCGAUAUGUUUGCUGUCCAUUUUUUUCAGUGCCGUGACCUUUAGUGCUUGUUGUCAUUUCCGUUUUCUGGAAGCUUGUGUGGUCUGCUCGUCGUGACAGGCAAGGUUUAUCGAGUGACGUAGAGGGUCAUGUCGCCACACACACUCGAUGGUCAGCACGGGGGUCACAACGUAGUGGCGUGAAAACGGCCAGCUUCCUUCAGGACAAACUAGUGUGGGUGCUCCGUGCUCUAGCCACUCUGACACCGCUUCCCCACUGAAUGAAUCAAAGCAAGGGCCUUCAGAUGACCACGAGGAGUCAGGGUUUGGGUUGAGACAAAGAACAUUUAUUUAGUAGCCGCAGUACAUUAUUAAUUAUUCACAUUAUUCAUCGCUCUGAUCUGCAUAGGACCGUAUCCUGAAACACUUCUGCGCCGCACCUCCACUACUUUCAAAAGGCACUAGUUGAAAUUACACGGGUUUUUAAGAGCAUUUUUAUGACUGUAGUGAUAGAUUAACAAGAUUUCUACAUUAUUAACAGGAGAAACACUCUUGAGAACCCAAUUAAGCAUCUCUGUGAUCUUGGAAAAUAGUCGCGGUGAGAGAGCAAAGCGUUUCUGAAUACGGGCCAUGAUGUGAUCUGAAGGCACAGCUGACACCACAUCAACAUCACCAGCGCAUCGAGUCCUUUUGGUUGUAGAAUCGGGUCCCCUUCCUGACCGCCUUCCUCUCCCGCUAGGCUAAGCUCAUGUGGCCAGCUUGGACGUGUAAGCCUUGCCAGUGCUGGUCUGUCUGCAUAUACAAAUAAGUAUUUAAGCUUUUUGAUAUAUGGGGCGAGGUUGUUUUCUAAUGACAGAUGUAAAGAAAAGACAAAAAAAAAAAAAAUCAACAAAAAAAUAGUAAAAUGCCUAAGAUAUUUAUUAAUGUAGCUGAAUAUUUCCGUUUUUUUCUGGUUCCAGUAUUCGUUAAUCGUUAGUUCGUUCGUUUGUUUGUUUGCAUGUCCUAUAAGAUUAUAUGACGUUGGUGCUAUACCCUUAUUUAGAACCUGAGGAAGGAGGGACCGCGAGUGAUGAGAUUGAGGUGAUGCUGAACGUCGACUUCUUAUUACACUCCUUCUGAUAUCGUCGACUUUUUUAAAAAACUCCUAAAUCUUCCACACUCGGGCGAACGAUAGAGAGUGAGAGUGAGAGAGAGAGAGAGAGAGACAGACUUGGCUGGCUGGCUGGCUGUUUGUUUGUUGUCUUGACGGGUUGUUGUUGUUGUUGUUGUUGUUCCUGUUGUUGUUCUACCUGAGCACGAAGGAUGGUUGAUGACUGACUCGCUAAAUGGAAGGUCGAUGGAGGGUCUACUGAGCGGGAGAAACAGUGAAUGGUGACCUGAUGUUUCGUAUCAUUAGUUUUUUCUCUCUCUCUCUCUCUCUCUCUCUCUCUCUCUCUCUCUCUCUCUCUCUCUCUCUCUCUCUCUCUCUCUCUGCAGCAGGUCGCGUCGUGAUUGGUUCGCUGCUUCUCCCUCAGAGUAGCGCAGAAAGGGAGGCUAAGGAGACUCUAUUGGGGAGACACGACUCUCCCUGCCCUCCCUUCCUCCUCCUCCUCCUCCUCCUCCUCCUCCUCCUCCUCCUCCUCCUCCUCCUCCUCCUUUUUUCCUUUCCACAGCCACACCACUUCCCUUGCAUUUUUCAAGAAUAGAAAGUGUGUGUGUGUGUGUGUGUGUGUGUGUGUGUGUGUGUGUGUGUGUGUGUGUGUGUGUGUGUGUGUGUGUGUGUGUGUGUGUGUGUGUGUGUGAGUUUACAUUUUCUCUAAAGGUAGACUUCCAAUACGCACAAAUGUUCUUUUUGUUCUCUCAUUGUUAACUUGAAUCACCCUUCACGCUUACUACACACACACACACACACACACACACACACACACACACACACACACACACACACACACACACACACACACACACACGGGAUGAUGUGUUCUUUUGUAAAUAACUUCUUGAACUUUGAACUAGAUGGAGAUUUUCUACUUUGUAUCACACACACACACACACACACACACACACACACACACACACACACACACACACACACAC